GAAAGUGACACCGAUACGGAGUCUACUCUACUGGACCGACCUUUUAAGGGUUGUAUACUUGUCAUAAACGGUGAUGAUGGUGUGGACAGUGAGCCUCAGUAACCUGGUGUUGGCGGUGUAUGGAUUCACUCUGAUCACUGGCCUCCCAGCUAACAUCCUGGCUUUCUACACCUUCUUCCAGAAAGUUCGCCAGCGGUCCACCCCAAUAGAUGUCCUGUUACUCAGUUUAACCAUUUCGGAUCUGAUCUUCCUCUUCUUCCUGCCAUUUCGUAUGGUGGAGGCAGCAAAGAUGCAAUGGACACUGCCGUACUUCCUCUGCCCGCUGUCGGGUUUCAUCUUCUACUCCACAAUCUACAACAGCACUUUCCACCUGACAGCCAUCAGCAUGGAACGCUACCUGGGUGUGGCCUUUCCCAUAAAAUACAAGCUAAAACGCAAUCCCCGAAAUGCAGUGAUAGCCAGUGGUAUAUUCUGGGUGGUAUCCAUGGCGCAUUGCAGUAUCGUCUAUAUCAUGCAAUACCACAACAAUUCCAACCCCAACGUCACCGAUCCAUCCAAACGGAACACUUGCUAUGAAGACUUCAGCGCCGAACAGCUCAAAAUCCUCCUGCCGGUGCGCUUGGAGCUUUUCACAGUGCUGUUCUGCGCACCUUUCCUCAUCUGUUGCUUCUGCUACAUCAAGUUCAUCCACAUCCUCUCCAAUCUGCCCAACAUAAACUCCAAGAAGCGGUUCAGGGCAAUUGGGAUGGCAUUGGGCACGCUUCUGGUCUUCAUUAUCUGUUUCUUACCCUACAAUGUAUCGCAUGUGGUGGGAUAUGUACGCAACUACAGUCCUGAUUGGCGAGUGUAUGCGCUGCUCACCAGCACAUUUAAUGCAAGUCUUGACCCGUUCAUAUUCUACUUCUCAUCCUCAGCACUCAGAGGGAAUUUCAAGAACGUCUUGCGAGAGCUGGUCAGGCGGCUGACCCUUCCCUGCUGUCGCUCUGCUCUCAACUGCCCCCUAUUGAACUGUGUGAAUACAGAGGAGAGAACUCAGAUCUCUACUGACAGCAUCGCCUUUGGCCAUCAACAUACUUAAUGCAAGUAUGCAAAUGCUUGGUUAAUGCAUUGCAAAUGUGUAGUUCAGUUGAACAGACUACUGGUGAACUCUUGCAUUGCGCUGGUGGUAACAAUCCUAUGCAUUCAAAUGACAAUAGAGUGAAUCAAAUCAAAGUGCCAUUAAACCAAAUUCUGAAGUAAUAUAGUGAUGGUACUACAGGGAUUAAAGAAACAUUCUACCAAUUUAAAAUGUCAAAUGGGAGUCAAAGGAAACGUGUGUAUUUUCUGCAGCAUGAUGGCACCAAACAGAACUGCAAAAAUAAUUGUUGUUUUCGAACAGGUUUUCGAAACACUCCGCCAUCUGCAAUUGUUUGCCCUGCAGAUUGCAAUUCCAGUUGCUUGCACUAGUGGUCCAGAAAUUACACACUUCACCUUUGUCACAUCUGCAUGACUAUUGUUUUUACAUAUUUAGUUUAUGUAAGUUUGAGUGGGCAUGAUUGUAAUUUCAUAUAUUUAUAAAGAGAGAUGUAGGUCUCCUGUGCUUUGUGAUUUGACAUCUUUGGCUAAUGGCUGGACCAACCAGGGGGUCAAAGUUUGACUGAUUAGCUUUAUUUUCACAUUGACUGUCAAGUAUAAACAUUGUACUUUACAACUUAUUUAAUAUUUGUACCUUUUUUUUGGCACUUCGAAUGAUUUGGACAUUUAAUGAGGUACAUUUAUUUCCUUUCACCAUUUUAAUGUAUUAAGAUUCAACUUUGCAAUGUUUUUAAAGAUAUUAUAUAUUUUUCAUACACUAGUUUAUAGCAGUAAAUGUACUUUCACAUGUAAAUAUGCACACUCAUUUUCUGCAAGAAUAGAAAAGCUUAGCUGUAGCUGUAGCUUAGCGAUUAGCACACACGCUCCACUCAGCAUUGCUCAUGUAGGAGACAUG
Xyrauchen texanus (razorback sucker) is the source of this 1969-nucleotide messenger RNA. Its product is annotated as free fatty acid receptor 2-like. The transcript has 2 exons. Gene Ontology annotation, biological process: G protein-coupled receptor signaling pathway; cellular response to fatty acid. The record is from RefSeq and is a predicted model, not a curated record. Gene Ontology annotation, molecular function: G protein-coupled receptor activity. Lineage: Eukaryota; Metazoa; Chordata; Actinopteri; Cypriniformes; Catostomidae. Gene Ontology annotation, cellular component: plasma membrane. The coding region runs from base 74 to 1078 and encodes 334 amino acids.